Verruconis gallopava is the source of this 761-nucleotide messenger RNA. RefSeq lists its product as uncharacterized. The coding region runs from base 95 to 517 and encodes 140 amino acids. The record is from RefSeq and is a predicted model, not a curated record. Lineage: Eukaryota; Fungi; Ascomycota; Dothideomycetes; Venturiales; Sympoventuriaceae. The transcript has a single exon.
CAAAUCGACACUUAAGCUUGGAAACGCAGGUAAAAGAUACUCUUUACUAACACAUAUUCGAAGCACUCGAAAUUCAAGGAACAUAUAAUCCAGCAUGUCUAACCAGCAAUACUAUGGCGCCGGAGGGCCGACUCAGCAGUACGGGCAGAAUGCCAACCUGCAACAUUCAGGCCCAAAUCAGCACUACGAUGCAAGCUCGAAUGCAGCGUACACGAGCCAGCAGACUUCAACUACUGCAGGACAUCAGUACAGCACCCCUGGUGGGCCACCUGGGCAAAGACCUUUGCAGCGAACAGAUACGGAUGCAGCGUUGCCACAGGGUCGGGAGCGAUCUGAGCAGUUGGAAUAUAUGCAAAGCUAUGAGGCACGCGCACAGCAAACAGACGCGGAUAAAGACCAAGAGAUAUUGAGGAAAGAGUUUCCAAAUGUGGAUUCGAGCUUGAUUGCAGCUCUAUACGCCGACUCAGAGAGUCUUAGUGCUACAAGGGAAAUGUUGCAUGAGUUAAGCUCAAACUAGUCGACGUGGCUAAAGAUACGUAGACACACUGGCAGCUUAUAUCCAUCACAGGCUUUGACAUGGUGCGUAAAUAAUUAUUGAAGCGAAAAGUAUAUGGCAGACGCUUUAAGCGAAACAAGUAGAAACAUUUUUUCAAAGUUGAAAUGCAUAUCAAGAAUCAACAGGAAAUGCUACUUUAAACAGCGACUGUGCUGGUAUCCCACCUCGUUUCUUCGGAUUUCUUAGUUUUCUGCAGCGCUACGGC